AUGGGGUUUGUGAGAAAUCGCACGCGGGGAGGGCGAGCAGAGUCACUUCAGAGAAGCCUUAACUCUACGCGCAUUCCCUUAUCUCUGCGCAAGGAACUUGCAGAUCUGGAGAACAGUAUUGCCGGAUACGAUUCUGCUGAAUCCUCAUCUGGAACGGAUCUGGCAUCGCAGACCUACGCCCAGCCAGCGCAACGCCCCCAGCUGUCGCGAAAAGAGCGGAGAAAACAGCUGCGCGCGCAGCAACGUCAGCAGAAAAAGGAGCAUCAAGAGCUAAGAAAGAGGCAGAGAAUUCAAUACGAAAUUGGUGCUGUGACCACUCAGCGGCGAAUUAGUGGAAAGGGAGAGGAAGAACAGCCGCAGCAGCAACGAGCGGGGGGAUCGAAGAGUGCUGCGCUCACAGAGGCUGAUGAAGAAGGCGUUAACAGUCUAGACGCUAAGUAUUCCGCUUCUGGAGCGAUACACGACAUCGGCAGUAUAGAUGUAAUGGCAACAGCUUUGCGGAAGGUACGGAAACAGCAACAAUCCGGCGAUGAUGCGCUGCAGCAUGAAUUGCGGACACUUGAGAGAAAAUUAGGCAUUAGGAGCAGCAAAAGGGACUCUGUAAAAACAUCCCGAGCAAGGGCCAAACUGAGAAACGAGCUGGAGGCGGAUGGUUUUGACUUAGAGCUACAAGACAUCUUGGAUGGUAGCAAAAGCCCGGGUAUGGCUAGUUAUCCAGUGAACGAAAGCUGUAUGCACAACAACCGAGGACUAGAUACGGGUGGCGAUUCCUCCAGGAAGGCCUUCCUCCGUACAUGGAAGGAAGUGGGAGUGUCUGGUGAUGGGCGCGUAAGGUAUGGAGCGUCGCCGGAUAGUGGAUAUGUUGACGUUGCGACUGCGGCAAUGAGAUCGAACCAGGAAAAAGAGCAGCCGCAAAGCGACGACCCCCUCCGUGAGGAGUUAAACAUACUUGAAGAACGGCUUGGCAUAAGCCGGAGUGGCUCAGGGAAGACGAAGGAAGCCCGAGAAAAGAGAAGAAGAAAACUGAGGCAGGAGCUGGAGGCAGAUGGCUUUGACUUGGAGCUGCAGGAUGUGCUGGACAAUAUCCUAGGUAUUGGCGCUGAGGGGGUGGAAGGCUCCGAACUCUGCGAAUCUGUUGGGUCUACUUGCGUUUCUGAUGUAUUUAGCGACGGGCUCGUGGAGGUUGAGGAAACUGAGUCCGAUGUUAGAACAGCCGUGCGACAGAACAAAACAAAGGAUGGCGUAUCUGUUUCUAGGGUCUACGUGGCCCCGCACCGCCGCCAAACAGCUACAGAGGGCCCCGAGACUGCCGCAAGUGCUGUGGCUCUGGAAAAGGUCAAGAUUGAGGUCAUACGCGCUUUAAACCGGGUUUCUGAAGGCAAUGUGGAUCCUGUUUUUCGUCAGUUGCUGCAUGUCAUACGGAGAAGUGCUGCUGACGUGAGUAGUGGACCGCUGGAGAGACUUUGGCUUCGACGCUUGCUGGAGAACAAGGAAGAGGCGACUGAGUUGUUGAGGAUCUAUACUGCCGGCGUGCGGGGGGUCUUGUGUGACCAGCUGGUGCAGUCGUGUAUACACAGCCCUUCCUCAACUAAUUCGCUUAUUGCUACCCGAAUAGCUAUGUGCUGCGCUCUUGGGAAGAUGUGGGAUAUUGAACUGUGCCUAGACUUUCUGGGAUCGCUGGCUGUCUGCUUCUCCAGCCACUUUGCGAGGGCCUUGGAGCAACGCAGUGAGCAGCGAGAGGCUUCAGCGGGAGGCACAGCUUCGUUGGCAACUCGCCAUGUUGUUGUGGGGGUUUGCUGUUUGUAUGAUUUUGGCUUCGUCUCACCACGUCUGUUUGUGGAGCUGAUCUGGCGAAUUUCUGGACUCCGGAGGGGUUCCAAGGCCGUGGAUGAGCACAAUAUCGAGCUUUCAGACUUCCGAAUAGAACUACUGCUUCUGCUGCUCCGACUGGGAGGCGAAAAGCUUCGUCACGACGACACGUCGCUCUUCACCAACACAUGGAAAGAGCUUGUAUGUCUUGUGCAGCGCCAAGACAACAGCCGUCCGCAACACCUUGCAGUUUUAAAGGGGGACAUGGGUGAGGCGGGCCGUCUGAGAUCUUUACUUAUAGAGUUGCAGGACCUAAAUGCUGGAAAGCAAAAGGGAAGGUUGAUGCUUAUCAAGUCAUCGCAGACUGCCCUGAGGUUCAACACCGAGCUGCAACAGAGCCUGUUCGAGUGUUUCGUUACAGCGAACAGUCCUGACGAUGCCCUUCAACUGUUGCAGAACUCCGGCCACCUGUCAAUGAAAAAACCCAUUAUAACUCAGACGGUUGCUGUCGCGAUGCAGUGCUGCUUGCAAGAAAAAUUUUACAACCAAUUCUACGGAAUGGUGCUUUCUCGCCUAUGUGGCAUUUGUGGAUGCCAAGCGGUGCAAUAUGGCAAUAAUGCAUGCAAGUGCUUCCUGAUGUACGAGAAAGGAGCGGCUCGCUACCGCCGCACCAUACAAAGGGGGCUAGCUGCUCAGGCUUCGGCGGCCCACGGAUUCUCUGUAAGACGACUUCUUAACCUGGCAAAGCUCACUGCAUUCCUGAUCCGGCUAGGUGUUGCGGAUUUGCGCAUCGUCCGUUUCUUGAACUUCGACAACGCAGGAGACAAGCAAGGCCCCAUGGGACUGUCGGGAAAGCUUGGCAUAUUCCUGCGAGAGAUCUGCGUUGAGCUUCUGUGCUGCCCCACAGCAGCAGCCUCACCCUUGCCAGCAAGGGAAGACUGGGAACAGUCCGCAGUUGCGUAUUUCAAAUGCCUUGGGUCAAUGAGCGACAUAUGUGAGGCGCUUGUCACCCUGCUGCAAGAUGUCGUGCUACCGAACGUAUCUGCUGAUUGCCCCAGCAGAAGCAGUGCAGAACGGGCACUGAAGGCUUCUGUAGUGAAGUCAGUAAUACGCAGUCUGUUGGACCACCACGAGCCGGAGAUUUGA
Messenger RNA from Eimeria acervulina, 2955 nucleotides. RefSeq lists its product as hypothetical. The coding region runs from base 1 to 2955 and encodes 984 amino acids. Gene Ontology annotation, biological process: ribosomal small subunit biogenesis. Gene Ontology annotation, cellular component: nucleolus. The record is from RefSeq and is a predicted model, not a curated record. The transcript has 13 exons. Gene Ontology annotation, molecular function: RNA binding. Lineage: Eukaryota; Apicomplexa; Conoidasida; Eucoccidiorida; Eimeriidae.